AUGAGGUUCAACAACAUCGUCUAUCUGCCUUGCGCCAUUCUCUUGGCCUUGCUGUUUGCAUCUGGUCUGGCCACUGCUGCUCCAGUUCCUUAUCACCUUGCCGGAUCCAUUGCCACCACCCAUGCCAUCCACAUCACCGGCACCAACCAAGCCAACCUUCCGGUCCUCACCCCUGUCUUUUACAAGCGAGUAGUUAGAGGUGGACGACGACCCUUCGAUGAUAUGAAGCGCGACCUUUCCUCCACCACCACCCUUGAGGAGGAGGUUUCCGAGCCCGAGUUCGAGAACAUUGUCGAUCUGUACAAGCGAGUAGCAGGAGGUGGACGACGACCCUUUGAUGAUAAGAAGCGUGACCUUACCAGCACCGCCGCACAUUGA
Messenger RNA from Linnemannia hyalina, 378 nucleotides. NCBI's taxonomy places the organism in Eukaryota, Fungi, Mortierellomycota, Mortierellomycetes, Mortierellales, Mortierellaceae. The record is from the annotation of a GenBank genome assembly.